This is a messenger RNA of Peromyscus californicus insignis, 3322 nucleotides long. RefSeq names its product post-GPI attachment to proteins 6 (gene Pgap6). Bases 34 to 2343 code for a protein of 769 amino acids. NCBI's taxonomy places the organism in Eukaryota, Metazoa, Chordata, Mammalia, Rodentia, Cricetidae. The transcript has 13 exons. Gene Ontology annotation, cellular component: plasma membrane. The record is from RefSeq and is a predicted model, not a curated record.
GCGGGCGGGGUAGCGCGGGCCGAGCGCGGAGCCAUGGGCCGGCUUGGGGCCGGGGGCACGGCGCGGGCGGCAGCGGCUGGGCCGCUGCUGUUGCUGCUGCUGCUCCUCGCUCGGCCCCCGCCUGCCGCCGCCGGCGACAGCAAGAAGAGCGAGGCUGGGCUGGUGUCUGAGCACUUCUCACAGGCCCCACAGAAGCUGUCCUUCUACAGCUGGUAUGGCAGCACCCGGCUCUUCCAUUUCCGAGUGCCCCCAGACACAGUGCUGCUUCGCUGGCUGCUCCAUGUGUCCCAGAGUGGUCCCUCAUGCACCGACGUAGAAAUCACAGUGCAUUUCCGCUACGGCGCCCCUCCUGUCAUCAACCCGCUGGGCACUAGCUUUCCUGACAACACCUUGAGCCAGGCCUCUUUCCACAUCAGGGCAUUGUUGAGUACCAUGCUAUUGGGCAACACCUCUGUCAACAUCUCCCACCCGGCCCCUGGGGACUGGUUCGUGGUUGCUCACCUCCCCCCCUCGUCCCAGAAGAUCGAGGUGAAGGGCUCUGUUCCUACCUGUGCCUACACCUUCCAGCCUGAUAUGCUGGCCCUGAGGGUGGUUGAAGUCUCCAUCCUAGAGCCCGAUGUUCCCCUCUCACAGACGCUGCUCUCCCACCCCAGCUACCUCAAGAUCUUUGUCCCUGAAUACACCCAGGAGCUUCGGUUGGAACUGCAGGGCUGUGUGUCCAGUGUGAGCCCCGGCUGCCCAGUGCGUCUCACAGUGGGUGCAUCCACCCUGCCUAGAAACUUCCAAAAGGUGCUGAGUUGCACUGGCCUCACUCCGGCCUGCCAUUUGCUACUGUCCUCACCACCCUGGGGCCGGUGGCUACAAGUGACAGUUGAGAGCCUGGCAGGACCUCACGUGUCAGUGGUCUUCACUGCUAAAGCUGCCUUUACAGUGUGCAGGCCAUGGAGUGUGACCUUCCAUCGUCUUAUGCAAAACAACCCAAACCAGAGCUAUGACACCUCUGUGGGCCGGCUGCCCCAAAGCCCUGCCCACUGGGGACUGGGCAGGAGUAGAGGGGCAGGCAGUGGCCCCUUCUGUCUCCUGAACUAUCCAGUCAUGAGAGAAGACACGGACGUGGUGUCUGUACACUUCCAGCCCCUGAAUGGGGCCUCCAUGCUGGUGCAUUCAAACAUACCUUCUGUAAUGCAGCUCCGUCUUGACACAGGCAUGGACAGCGGGGGCUCUCUCAUCAUAAUCCUGAGGGCUAACCAGACAGAGGUCACAAAUGGCACCUUGGUAGCAGCUUGUGUGAAUGCUGCCUCUCCCUUCCUCGGCUUCAACACCUCACUCAAUUGCACCACAGCCUUCUUCCAGGGCUAUCCCAUGUUUAUGAGUGCCUCCUCUCACGUGGCCAACCUCAUCAUUCCCUAUCCGGAGACAGACAACUGGUACCUCUCCUUGCAGCUUGUAUGCCCUGCGAGUUCUGAGGAUUGUGAACAGGCUAAAGCUCAUGUGGAGACCAUCUUGUAUCUGGUGCCCUGUUUGAAUGACUGUGGGCCUUAUGGCCAGUGCCUCCUGCUCCGUAGAUACGGCUAUCUGUAUGCAGGCUGCAGCUGUAAAGCAGGUUGGCGCGGGUGGAGCUGCACAGACAACAGCACAGCCCAGACUGUGGCCCAGCAGAAGGCCGCAGCGCUGCUGCUCACACUCAGCAACCUCAUGUUCCUGGCCCCCAUCGCGGUGUCAGUACAGCGCUCCUUCCUGGUCGAGGCCUCCGUCUACUUUUACACCAUGUUCUUCUCCACGUUCUACCACGCCUGUGACCAGCCGGGGGAGGCGGUGUUGUGCAUCCUCAGCUAUGACACGCUUCAGUACUGCGACUUUCUGGGCUCUGGGGCGUCCACCUGGGUGACGAUUCUUUGCAUGGCCCGUCUGAAGACAAUCCUGAAACAGAUCCUGUUUGUCCUGGGCACACUGGUCAUCGCCAUGUCCUUGCAGAUGGAUCGCAGAGGCAUCUGGAACUUGAUGGGACCCUGCCUCUUUGCCUUUGUGAUCAUGGCCUCCAUGUGGAUGUACCGCUGUGGGCACCGGCGUCAGUGUUACCCUACCUCGUGGCAGCGCUGGGUCUUCUACCUCCUGCCUGGCAUCUCCAUGGCUGCUGUAGGCAUCACCAUCUAUACUUCCAUGAUGACCAGUGAAAACUACUACUACACGCACAGCAUUUGGCACAUCCUGUUGGCUGGCAGUGCAGCUUUCCUUUUGCCACCACGAGAGGAGCAGGCUGAGUCCUGGCCCUGCUUGCAGAAGUUCCCCUGUCAGUACCAGAUCUGCAGGAACGAUCGGGAUGAGUUGUACACAGUGACAUGAUGUGGCUGCCUCAAGGACACCUGAUACUCUGAUGACCUCUUCGUCUAGGACAGGAACAAAGAGAGGUGCCUAUCUAGCCCCAGCCAGGUUUCCAUCUGAAUAAAAUUGUCCUGCGACCCUUGGCUUCUUUCUCCAGAGGAGAGGACUCCACCCCAAAAUCUUUGUGGCUGCUGCCCGUGUCCUCUGUAGGUCUCAGCUGGAGGCCACAGGUACCAUGUGUGGACAGAUUGAUAUGUUAUGGUUGAAGAUAGAGAUAAGGGAUCCCUGUUUCCCCAUUCAUUUGUGAAGCUGUGAUUUGAGACCUACAAGGCAAGGAAUCCUCUGAGUCCACAGAGCCCACUGUCCCUGACCGCAUGUACCAUCCUGCCUUGGCAUGGGGAUGCCUUGUUGCUGCAGUUACUGUGGUAGAGUUCAAAAGCUGCUAAGAACCUGGGGUGCCAUGCAUUAUCCCUCCUUCUCUGUUGGAGUCACAGAUCCUGGGAAGAGCCCGGAGUAGCAGGCUGCUCAGCUGUGUGAGGUGUGGCCCCAGAAGGCACACACUGCCGUACUGGUGUGCCCUCCUCAUCCUAAAGGUCCUAGGCCCUAGUCUAGUGAGCAGUCUUUUGUGUUGGCUCUAGGCCCUAGGAUGCUGACCCCCCCUACUGGAUCAGCUGAGGCUUGAGGUGGCUUCUGGAGCCCAGUCUUACUGGUGCCUCCUGGGAGCUCUGAGCUGAUUGGCGCAGUGCUGCCCUGUCCCACUAUGAGGCCCAACUGCUCUGUGGCCUUGGAGCCUUUUUUCUUGGUUUUGUCCAGGAUUUGGGCUUUCUGGGCCACUCCCCCAGCUACUGACACCCUUUAUUUGGCCACCAAAGCACACUUCAAUCCCUGAAAGGGGAAACAUGUAUAUACUGUUGCGGGGAGGUGAUAAAAUGUUAAACUGUUCUAUGAAGGCAUAUUUUUAUGUAAUUGAUGAAUUUAAUAUUCUACAAUGAUUUUUCAA